Messenger RNA from Rattus rattus (black rat), 1731 nucleotides. It is a transcript of the gene Fkbp8, whose product is annotated as FKBP prolyl isomerase 8. Gene Ontology annotation, molecular function: peptidyl-prolyl cis-trans isomerase activity; protein binding. Lineage: Eukaryota; Metazoa; Chordata; Mammalia; Rodentia; Muridae. The transcript is spliced from 9 exons. The coding region runs from base 122 to 1354 and encodes 410 amino acids. The record is from RefSeq and is a predicted model, not a curated record.
GGGCGGCGCAUCUGAAGCUGUUUCCCGAGGCGCGGCGGCCGCGACUGGGGGUGGGGAGGGGGGCACAGGACCCCAAGCGGGGUCCCCGAGCCGCAGGGCCAGUUCCUGAUCCCCCAGCAGCAUGGCGUCUUGGGCCGAGCCCUCUGAGCCUGCUGCCCAGCUACUUUGUGGGGCCCCACUCCUGGAGGGCUUUGAGGUGCUUGAUGGGGUUGAUGAUGCAGAGGAGGAAGAUGACCUAAGUGGGUUGCCACCACUAGAGGAUAUGGGACAGCCUACGGUGGAGGAGGCUGAGCAGCCUGGAGCCCUAGCUCGGGAGUUCCUGGCAGCCACAGAGCCUGAGCCAGCCCCAGCCCCAGCUCCGGAAGAGUGGCUGGACAUUCUGGGGAACGGAUUGCUGCGUAAGAAGACACUGGUCCCAGGCCCGACAGGCUCUAGCCGCCCACUCAAGGGCCAGGUGGUGACCGUACACCUGCAGAUGUCCCUGGAGAAUGGCACCCGUGUGCAAGAGGAGCCCGAACUGGCUUUCACGCUUGGAGACUGCGAUGUUAUCCAGGCCCUGGACCUCAGCGUCCCGCUCAUGCAUGUGGGCGAGACAGCAAUGGUCACCGCUGACUCCAAGUACUGCUACGGUCCCCAGGGCAGCAGGAGCCCAUACAUCCCCCCCCAUGCAGCCCUGUGCCUGGAAGUCACCCUGAAGACAGCAGAGGAUGGACCUGACCUGGAGAUGCUGAGUGGGCAGGAGCGCGUGGCCCUGGCCAACCGCAAGCGGGAGUGUGGCAAUGCUCACUACCAGCGUGCUGACUUUGUGCUGGCUGCCAACUCCUAUGACCUGGCCAUCAAGGCCAUCACCUCCAACGCCAAAGGUGCCCAGCUAGUUACCCGGGUGGACAUGACUUGUGAGGAGGAGGAGGAGCUGCUACAGCUGAAGGUCAAGUGUCUGAACAACCUUGCGGCAUCGCAGCUAAAGCUGGACCACUACCGAGCAGCGCUGCGCUCCUGUAGCCAGGUGCUGGAGCACCAGCCAGACAACAUCAAGGCGCUGUUCCGCAAGGGCAAGGUGCUGGCUCAGCAGGGUGAAUACAGUGAGGCCAUCCCCAUCCUGAGGGCAGCCCUGAAGCUGGAGCCUUCCAACAAGACGAUCCAUGCGGAGCUCUCAAAGCUGGUAAAGAAGCGUGCUGCACAGCGGAGCACAGAGACCGCCCUGUACCGAAAGAUGCUAGGCAACCCCAGCCGGCUGCCUGCCAAGUGUCCGGGCAAGGGUGCCUGGUCCAUCCCGUGGAAAUGGCUGUUUGGGGCAACUGCCGUGGCCCUGGGGGGCGUGGCUCUCUCUGUGGUCAUUGCUGCCAGGAACUGACUGUCCCCCUGCGUACCUGGACCCCAACCUGUGCUCCCCAACUCCCCCAGGCUCCCUGUCCACUGCCCUCCCUGGCCGAGACACCUCCUAUGGGUUGGGGGAGCAAGGAUUGAGGGUCGCACACCCCAACAAGCAGGAAAGACUGAGACCCUGAAAGGGGGCAUGGGGUACAGCCCAGAGGGAGGGGCCCUGUUCCUCCAGACCCAGUUGUCUCUCUCCCACAACCCUGUUGUCCUCUGGGGUCAGGCCUCAGCUGGGGCAGCCUCAGUUUUCCCUCAGUAGGCCUGGGGGCAGCACUACCAUUCCUUCCUGCCCGCCUGCACCCUCUGUCCAGGCUCCCCCACAGUGAUUUAAAUAAAGCCUCACCCCACACCCUA